AUGACGGCGGCGUACACCGUGGCGUCCGAGGACAGCCUUGUCUUUGAAGCUCAAAACACGGGAGCCAUCUCCGUCAUCUCCCCAAUCGCCGACCAUGUACUUUUGGCCGUAACCGGCCCAGAGCCUAGGCAGGCAGAAUCAGCGCCUAAUAGGGAGGCAGAAGAGUCGGGACAUGCCAUCAAUGGAACAAAUAGCAACUUCGAAGAGGACGGCCGGGACCAAGAAGAAGACAACGGCAACCAUGAGGACGGAAAUCAUAGGCAAAUACGAACGGACCUCGAGAUUGUCAGCCAGGAGCUUGCUAGUGUGCUGAGGGAAGAACUGGCGGCGAUGAAGUGGCCGGACGAUAUAUGA
Messenger RNA from Capronia epimyces CBS 606.96, 354 nucleotides. RefSeq lists its product as uncharacterized. NCBI's taxonomy places the organism in Eukaryota, Fungi, Ascomycota, Eurotiomycetes, Chaetothyriales, Herpotrichiellaceae. The record is from RefSeq and is a predicted model, not a curated record. The transcript has a single exon. Bases 1 to 354 code for a protein of 117 amino acids.